AUGGGUUCAGAGACUUUCCUUGAAGUGAUUCUUGCUGUUCUCCUUCCUCCCGUUGGAGUCUUCCUUCGUUAUGGCUGUGGGGCGGAAUUCUGGAUAUGUUUGGUGUUGACAUUAUUGGGUUAUAUUCCAGGAAUUAUUUACGCUAUUUAUGUAUUAGUUGGAUAA
Molecule: messenger RNA, 165 nt
Organism: Hibiscus syriacus
Lineage: Eukaryota; Viridiplantae; Streptophyta; Magnoliopsida; Malvales; Malvaceae
Product: low temperature-induced protein lt101.2
Exons: 2
Coding region: 1-165 (54 amino acids)
Cellular component (GO): membrane
Source: RefSeq, a predicted model, not a curated record